ACUCUGGACAGCUCAGCUGCCUGAUCACAAGUUCCAGGGACUGAACUGAAAAUGCAGAGGCCUUCGGAGUCUCGGAAACAACAUGGGCUCUUGCCUGCUGUGAAUGCCCAAAAGAAGGAGCACGGUAGAAGGCUGAAGAGACCCCUGGAUCAAGGAGUGAUAAAGAAUGUGACCGUUCCUCCUAAAUUUCACAAGCAUGGCAAGAGGUUGGCUGUUGAAGCAGAAAAACGCAAUGAGGAGGAGAGUACUGUGCACAAGCAUGAGGCCAGGCCACCCAAAACCCCACAGGAGGGAAGUCCUCAAGGCACUCUGAUAAGCAGCAAGCCACAAGAACCUUCCAAUCUGCCUUACACUCCAGUGAUCUGUCAGCAGCAAUCUGUGAUUGCUUUUUCUGCCAAGCAGCCUGAUCCCUUGGCCAGGCCCCAAAGAUACUCAAGUGUGAUCGUGCAAAUCCGUGACAUUGCUGGGCCUCUUCCACUGCAGCCGCAGGCCCCUAAUGCCACCAAGGAGGAUUCUGUUGCUGCUGCCUUAGAGUGGCAGAGGAAGCUGGAGGCUGCUGAGGCUCUGUUGGCACUGAGAAACUCUCCUGUGCCUCCUCCUGAUUCUGCCUCUCCACAACAGGGUUGCAUCAUGCCAAAUACCUAUCUUCCUGAACAUGGACCACAAGGUUCUGCUGGAGAGAAAGGUCUGCAGCCUAGUAGCCACUCCCAGCCACCACGGUCUGCCAACUCUGUCUCACUUACUGGAAGUCUGGACUGCAUGUCCUUCUUUACCUAAGAGACCAGACUGGGAGGUCUCACUACAGCACUAUCUGCUUCAUAUCCUGUUUCAUACCUACAGUGACAAGUGAUUUUAAAUUCUUUUUACUUUUGAGAUGAGUUCUCAUGCAGCCAGCCUGGCCUUGGAUUCAGCAUACACUGACGAUGACUUUGAACUCCUGAGUUUUCUCCACAUCCUAAGUGCUAGGAUUAUAGGCAUGUGCUACCUUGCCUGUUUUUUUUUUUUUAAUUAUUCUUAAGUUUUCAGGAGUUUUAUAAGCUUUCAAACCCCGUUUAUUGUGUAGAACAUUUACUUGAUUGAGGUUGGCUGCUGCAUCUCUAUUGGGUGUUCCUUUGGGAUAAUCGCUUUCUAUGCCUCUUAGAAAAAACAGUAUUGUAUGAUCUAACGUGAUAAAUCAAUGGGAUUCCAAGUGGGUUUGUAUGCCAGCAUUUUUAUUUGUCCUGGGACCGUACCCCUGUUGGCACACCCCUGUAUGUAGUCAUCCAUGUGGAAUCAUGAAGACUUCUCACUGCGUCUAGGCAUGUGGGUAUGUGAACAAAUAAUAAACACGUGCUGUAGCACUG
Molecule: messenger RNA, 1343 nt
Organism: Arvicanthis niloticus (Nile rat)
Lineage: Eukaryota; Metazoa; Chordata; Mammalia; Rodentia; Muridae
Source: RefSeq, a predicted model, not a curated record